GGCGGGCGCGGCGGCUGACUGACAGCUCGCGCGAGGACCCGACUCUCCGGCCAGCGCCGCAGCUGCACCGCCGAGCCCACCAGCGCCCGCUCGCUCUGUCUAUCCCUGACCCGCCGGCGCGCCGCGAUGCCUUAGGGCCACGUCAGCUGCCCCAGAGGACUCAUUCCUGGUGGCCAGAAGUUGCCAAGCAACUCACAUGUGUUUGGCAGGCUCCCUUGGAGUCUUCAGCUCCCAGUGACACUCCUGGAAAUCCAGUCCUCCGACCUACCCAGCUGGCAUCCUCCUCGGCAGCCCACCGAGCCAUGGAGGCCCCGGAGGUCCCCGUGGGCUCACUGAUUGACUUCGAGACAGAGCCAUCUGCCUCCUCACCCGUGGAGGCACUGCCACCAAAGCUGCAGGAUGGGGACAGCGGGUCGGAGAGUGAGACCACGGAGUCAGCAGACAGCGAGAACGACAUGGGCGAGUCGCCCUCUCACCCAUCCUGGGACCAGUACCGCCGCUCCUCCUCCAACGAGUCCUUCUCUUCCAACCAGAGCACGGAGUCGGCCAAGGACGAGGAGGCCCUGGAGCUCAGGGAGUUCAUGCGUGGCUACGUGGAAAAGAUCUUCUCCGGAGGGGAGGACUUGGACCAGGAGGAGAAAGCUAAGUUUGGGGAGUACUGCAGCAGUGAAAGUGGAAAAGGCCGGGAGUGGUUUGCUCGAUAUGUGAGCGCCCAGCGCUGCAAUUCCAAGUGUGUCUCAGAGCCGACCUUCUACCGCCUCGUGCAGUCGUUUGCGGUGGUCCUGUUCGAGUGUCAUCAGAUGGAUGACUUCGGGCCUGCCAAGAACCUCAUGACCAUGUGCUUCACUUACUACCACAUCGGCAAACCACACCUGCUUCCCAAGGAGAAGCCUGCAGGGAGCAUCGACUCCUACUUGAAGUCCGCCAACAGCUGGUUAGCGGAGAAGAAGGACAUCGCCGAGCGGCUGCUGAAGAACACGGAGAACGUCAAGGGCUUCUUCGGGGGGCUGGGGCCCCUGGUCAGGAAAAACGAGGAGGAGGAGAGCAAGCCCAAGGACAAGCCGCAGAAGACUGUGACCGUGUGCAGCCCGGAGGAGGAGAGAAAGGGGGAGAAAAUCUACUUGUACACGCACCUGAAGCAGCAGCCCAUCUGGCACACGCUGAGGUUCUGGAAUGCGGCCUUUUUCGAUGCUGUCCACUGUGAGAGGAGAAAGCGGUCCCCCACGACCAGAGGGGAUGCUGGAGAGGAGGAGAAGAAGAGGGAGAAGUGGUGCCACAUGACGCAGGAGGAGCGCGACGACAGCCUGCGGUUCAACGAGAACAUCACCUUCGGGCAGCUGGGCACAUUCACUCACAACAUGCUGGCCUUCGGGCUGAACAGGAAGCUGUGCAAUGACUUUCUGAAGAAGCAGGCUGUGAUCGGCAACCUGGAUGAAGAGCAAUACAAGCUGCUGAGCGACCACAUCGAGCAGAUGGCCGCCGAGUAGGCCACAGGGUCGCCCAGGCACUCCUCAGGACCGGGGCACCGCUCUCCUGGGCCAGCGACUGGCUGUCACCCACCUGAUGACCCUGCAUGACAUCGGCAGCACCCAGCGCCACCCCACGCUGCCCCAGAACUAGCGGUUAGAAGACCCCGGCUGCCCGCCUCCCCACCCCCUCUGCCUAUGUCUACUCCCCUGUUCACGUGCCAAAGUGACCCUGGAUUGUGUGACUAGAAUGAGGUGACGUCCACCCUCCCCAGUGCCAGGCCUGCGACGUGGAAUUGAAGGAAGAGGAAGGAGGCCAGGACCAGGGUGGACACAGGGCAGUGUCCGCCCACAGCCCCUGCAGGAGAGGGGGGCGUGGGAAUGUACAGAGGGCAGCCCCGAGCCGGCCAUGACUGACACGGCAGCUGGGAGAUGGUCCGGGCUCUGCUUCAGGCCUGGGCAGGGCAGAAUCCUAGUCUGCUCCUGCUGAGCGGCAGCGUGUGGCGGGCGGGGCCCUCUCAGUGUAGGUCCACGCGGUUGCUGGCUUUUCCCGCUCCUCCCGCCGAGUCACAGGAACCUCCAGGAGGUUCUGAUUUAGGGAGGGGGAGAGGCCAGCACAGAGGGCCUGGCCACAGCCAGUGUGGAGCACCUGGAGAGGUCCCCGCAGCCGUCACCCCAGCGAGGAGUCUGCGUCGCUGUCGGAACUGUUCCUGGUCAGCUGGCAGCUUCCUCCUCUUGCUCGCUGGGAGUGGCCUCGGCCGUCUGUCCCAGGAAACAGCACAGGAAAGAGAUUUCUUCAGUAGCUGCAAGACAACCGCCCUUUCUAAAAGUGCUGCUCUUUAUUUCAAAAAAGGGAAAAGGCGUUUCACAGCCGGGCACAGGCGGCUCCUGGUGGCGGUUGUGUGAGGCCCGCUAGCAGAGAGCUUCAGGGGGUUGGGCCCUCCACCCCUGGCAGCCUUGGGGAGGCGCCUUUCCCUGCUGCAGCCCAGGCCCCAUUGAGCUCUUUCCUGCAGACCCUGCAGAUGACCCCUCCCCCAUCCGGUGCCUGGGAAGCGGGACUCCUCCCUGAGUGUGUACCAGGCACAGCACACCAGCCAAGCGCACUAAAGCCCAGCCUGCAAGCGUCCGGCAUGCUGGCUCCUCCGGUGGGAAUUCUCAGCCUCAUUCCCUGUGCCGCCGCCCAUCACUCAUGGGCACUGACCUUCAAAUGGGCUCCUGGGGCUCUCUGUCCUCCGUCCUGUUUUCCCUACUACCUCCUCCAGCUCGAAACCACAGCACAUUACUGUCUGCUCUCGAGCACAGCGGAUCAUGCCUGGUAGUCACCUAUCCAGCCAGUGCUCGAAUGGGUUCCUGAUGGAAUGCCUCCCUGGAAGAUUCCAGAGAAAAGCCGGUGUUGGUGGAGCCAUUGAACGCACGUCUGGAUAAUCAUGAGAGGCCCCAUGAAACGUGUGGUCUGAGUGUGGUGUAAAUGUCGUCAGCCGAAAGAGCUCACUCGCGCGUGUGUGUGUGUGUGUGUGUGUGUGUGUGUGUGUGUGUGUGUGGCGUCAGCUUCUCUGGGGGUGUCACUAAGGAAGCACAGCUGUGCUGCUGGUUUGACUGCCAUGUGUUGGGAGGUUGUGCAGGCUGGCGUGGCCCGCCCCCAGCCCCACUGCUGGGCCCCAGUGAUGGCACGUGUCUCUACGAGUGCAUUUCGGAGGAAUGACCAUGGAUGGGUGUAUGGGCCCCCCUCCUCCAAGGCCUCCCUCAGGUAACGCAUCCCCCUCAACCAUUCAGCCCGGAGCCCUGGAUGUGCUGCUGUGCCCCCUCCCCACGCUCUGUAAGACCAGGGCCUCCCUGUAGUCGUCCUAGCCCUGCAGGGCUGUGGGAGGCCCCCUCAGCUUGCUGGCUUGGCUGUAGCAGCCGUUUCUUAGCAGUUAGCUGAGAUGCAUUAAGACUUCAAGACACCCUGAGGACUCAUCCCUGUGCUCGGAGGUGUUUGUGAGGAAGCUUUGGUUUUGCGCUGAUUUCUGGAGGAAGAGGGUGCAUUCGGAGACUUUCCCAGGGAGAUGCCGGGUGGGGCGGGAGCACACGGCCUUCGGAAGGAAUUGCAGCUUUGGCCUCUGUGGGCUUUUCCACGCACUUUAAUUCCCAGAUGAUCUGGAGAUACUUUUAAUAGGCCCCUGGAGAUGGCAGCUGAAGGUGGAAGGAAGGGUAGCUUUGUGUUCCCCUCUCACUCCUGUUCUCAUAGAUCCCGCUCCUCGCAGGGGGGUAAGUCUGGCCCCAGAGGUGCUGCCUGUCACGUUCAGCCCCACAAGGGAGCGCUGGCUAAGACCGGGGGCCCGCCUUGGCGUGGCCCGACGAGGGGAUGGGAGGCUGCUCUGUCUCCCGUUGGCAGCUGCCUUUGGCCGAGCGUUUUGCCCUGGACUGCCUCCUGCAGGAGCGGCUCCUUAGAAGGAGGCUGGCAGCUUGCCUCACUGGUGUUUCCUCUCCUCCCUGUGACAUCAUCCCUUCUCUCCAGGGCCUGGCAGAGCAGAGGAGAGGGGCCCUGGGAGGAGCAGACACAGGACGCACUCUCAGAGGCCCAGCAGAGGAGCUGGCUCACCCAGUGCACACAGGACGCUUUGGUCGUAGAGCUCUGAGCCCUUCCUGUAAACUCGGGAGCCUUCGCCUCGGAGCAGGAAGCUUCAGAUGGAGUCCAAGGAGAGAGGUUCCGGCCUCAGCAGGAGCAGUUUCCCAGGCGGGGGCUCCGCAGGCCUGCCAUUCGCAGUGCAGCCCAGCUCUUCUGCUGGCUGCCCUCGGGGCUGAGUCAGUGUUCCCUCCUUGGAAAACUGGGAGGCUGAAAUGCAGCCUUCUGUGUUUUUAAGCUUUGUUAUAAUUUUUGCAAUACUGGUGGGUGUUUAAGAGGGGCCACGUUAGUAUUCAGACUGCAACUGUGGUGGUGUGUGUGUGUGUGUGUGUGUGUGUGUGUGUGUGUGUGUAAAACCAAAGGGAGGAGAGCCACAUUCUGAUAUUGAAGUACUUUGUGCAGUGAGAUGAGUAGACUGACCUAUUGCCAAAGGGAAGACAAGUGGGCCGAGGGGCUCUGACAUUACAAAAGGGCUGGGAAAGGCGUCACUUCCUAGUUCUGCACCCAAAUGAGGGCCUGGGUGUUUGGGUUAACCCCGCGGGCCCCGGGGAUGUUGGGCAGAGGCCAGGGUGGGAGUCAGAGGCACCACCUGUGGGUCCUGCGCUCGCCUCUCCAUGCCCAGGGAGACCACGGGUUCAUGUGGCUACAGGGCAGCAGCCGGAGGUUCGCUCUUUCCUGGACUGUUUUAUGUGGUUAAUGUACCACCAGCCUCCUGAUGUGAGAAGCACAGCAUUCAGUCCACAGAGGAGUCGGCCAUGGGCUUUGUCUGGCCUGGGUGUUCGUGACCUGAGGUUAGGGCCACAAGCUGAAAGCCUGGCCCUCCUGGGCAUUACUGGGCCCUAACCUUUGGCUUUUUAAUUCGGGAGUAGCCAGGUAGACCCAUGGUUAGGCCAGCUUGAUUGCCAAAUUACCCAAAACUUAAAACAGCUAUGCAGCAGGGGGCUGAGUCCUUAGCCCAGAACUGGGGGGGCUUGGGAAUCAGGGAAAGGGCAGGAGGGCUGGAGGCCCAGCCCCAAACUCAGGAGACGGGUGCAGCAAGUCCCGCCCAGCAGGUCCAAAGGUUUCAUUAAACCAACGGUCGGGUCGCCAACCUUUCGGACCUCAUGGACCACCGAUUGGCGACCGCUGGUCUCGGGCUAAUCUCUCACCUUCCUCAACCGUAGUGAAACUGCUCCAAGGCCUAUUCUCGCCUCCUCCCUCACCUUCCCCGCCUUUGGUUCUCCGGAACCAUUGCUCUCACAGCUUGGCCGUCUCACCUUGCUUUUCUGUAAACCAUUGAUUCCUUUUCAUGAUUCUCAGAGAUGUUUUCCCGGUGAAGGGAAGCUGUCUGGCUAGAAGUACCUCUAAUGGACUGGUGUGCGGAGUUGAGCCCCAGCAGGACAGGAUUCCUCAGCCACACGGGCCAUGCGUCCGACACGUCCUUACCCCCAUGUGGCCGGGAGAAGAGCGCGUUGGUUCUCCAGGAACAGAUGGAGGAAUCAUUUCCAGGUUGCUCACACCCAGCGAAUACAGCCAAUGCUGAGACAAGGCAGGCUCUUGGGGCCUCCCGUGGGCGGGGUGGCCCUUGCCCUUCCUGGGCCUGUGCGUCUUGUACUCCUCAGGAGGGAUGGAAGGAGCCCCCGGGGGCCAGCCUCUGUUCCCUGGGUAACCAACCUGGUGUCGCCUGUGUCCCCAAGGCAGCCAGCUGGUGAGUGGAACCCCAGGAUUCAAGUGGGGCAGUGUUCCCAGUACCUGGUUCUCGGUUGCUGUGGGAAACAUCAUUUUCAGGAGUGAGCGGGAUGGUCUGGGCCUGCCCCUCCCAUCACUUACACACACAGCUCUCGGGGCAUCUGCCACAGGGGGAGCCAAUCCCGGCUUGACCUGUAGACUCCAGGCGUUGACAAGGCCAGUCAGACCUGAGCCCCGUAGCCUGGAGCUCCUCUGAGCUGCCCCUGACUGGGGUUAGCACUCUAACCAUAAAGGGGACGCCUGCUGGUGAAUCCCCUCUGCCCUCUGGGUCAGUCCUGGGGGGGGGGGGGGGGCCCUGGGCCAUGUGCUCGUGAAAGGAGAACGGGACAUGGGAUGUGCAUGGCGGUUCCACACGAGGCCUGGUGGGUGGGGUCCUGUCCUGGAGACAGUGAGAUCACGAGUGAGCCCGGGCUGUCACUUCCCAGGGACACCUUAAAGACAAGACAAACGUUUGAACACUAGAAAAUGCCAAUAUUUCAAACAACAGACUUGACCCCCUGAGAACCUGACGCGGGUUAGAACACCGCCACCUUUGUGAUACACGCGGCUUCCACCGGGCUUCGGGUGGGGCUCACACGCGCGCAGCGUCCGUUUUCUCUUUCACCCAGUUUGUCUCACGCCUAAGCUUGCGCCUGGACAUCGCCUUUAGGAGCUAACAGUGGCGUUCAGGGUGCGGGUCUUCUACGUGUUGCGGUUUCACUGUGUGUCCCACCGGGUGAUGCUCUGCAAACGGUAUUUUAAGGUUGAGAGAGUUUCAGGGUGAGGAUCUCAGAACUGCUGAAGUCAAGCACUGCUUCUUGCUGGGAGGAAAAAGAAUGUCUGUGCAUUGCACCUCGGGUUGUCAGAAGGUGGAAACUGAAAUAAAUUGUCAUUGAAGAAAA
Molecule: messenger RNA, 6680 nt
Organism: Myotis daubentonii (Daubenton's bat)
Lineage: Eukaryota; Metazoa; Chordata; Mammalia; Chiroptera; Vespertilionidae
Product: KIAA0513 ortholog
Source: RefSeq, a predicted model, not a curated record